AUGUCUUCGAAUUUGUUUUUGUUUCCAAACCUAAGGAAUUCGACUGUCUCAAUUAACAUUGCCAAGCAUUAUCAUCGUCUUCUCUUCUUACCACCAAUCCACUGCAAUCUUCCACCUUGUCAAAAACCCUUUCCUUCCCACAAUUUCUCACCUCCCAAUCAUAAAAAUCGAAUUUUUCAUCCACGCCCGCUACCGCCGUUCUUUGUAGCAGUCGGAGAUACAUCGUCGUCGUCUAAUGAGGAAGAAGAAGAAGAAGCAGAGGCGAGAGAGGCCGUGUCGGAGCUUCUUCAAGAUUAUGGAGUUUCGAAGGAGGAAUCCAUUAAAAUAGCUUCGAAUUCUCCCAAGUACUUGGCGAUGGUCAUCGAUGGCGUUCGCGACUUGGACGAGCUCUCCUUGUGGAAUUCUUGGAGCGGUGAAAAAGGUGGCGUAGAGAGUUCACCUUCGUUCAAAAAGAAGGUCUAUCGAAUGGCGAAGCAGAAAGGCGAUAAGGGGUUGCUUCCUUUCUUCGAAAGUCUCGGCCUCAGGCUGUCUUCUGCCUUACGUGUUGCCCGUUAUCUCUCUUCCCAGACACUUCCCGACCUCAUUCACAAGGUUAAGUAUGUGAAGGAAAUAUUCUUUUCUGACAGUAAUGAAGGACGUAUUGGGAAAAAUGCUCGCCGUAUGAUGAUGCAUCUCUCUAUUCCUGUGGAUGAGGAUGUCCAACAAACCUUGUCAUUUUUUGAGAAGAUGCAAGCAAGGCGUGGAGGUCUAGACUCGUUGGGUUCCAAUGAUGCCUCUUUUUGCUGUCUCAUCGAAUCAUUUCCACGCCUUCUUUUGCUACCUGUAGAAUGCAGUAUGAAGCCCCUAGUGGGAUUUCUUGAAGAUAUUGGAGUCCCCAAAGGAGGCAUGAGAAAAAUUCUUCUAUUAUUUCCACCCAUUAUUUUCUAUGACGUUGAGAAGGAUAUUAAAUCAAGAAUGAAGACUUUUCAGAAAUUCGGUGCAGGGGACAAAGAUUUUGGCCGGAUGUUGGUUAAGUAUCCAUGGAUUCUGUCUACCAGCAUUCAAGAUAACUGUGAGGAAAUCCAUUCUUUCUUUGAUAUGGAGAAGGUUCCAGAAGUCAGUGUUCACCAAUCUGUCAAAAGCUGGCCACAUCUUUUGGGUUGUUCAAUUGGCAAGCUGAGGCUGAUGGUUAAUCAGUUUGGUGAAUUAGGUGUCAGAGACAAGAGGUUGGGCCAGGUCAUUGCCAAGAGUCCUCAGCUACUACAACAGAAACCUCAGGAAUUUUUGCAGGUGGUAUAUUUUCUGGAAGAUUUGGGACUUGAUGAGGAAACCAUCAGUAGGAUGCUUGGUCGCUGUCCUGAAAUUUUUGGUACAAGCGUUGAGAAAACCCUCAAGAAAAAGAUCGAGUUCCUUAGGGGCAUUGGUGUCUCUGAAGAACAUCUUCCUCGGGUCAUCAGAAAAUAUCCAGAGCUUUUUGUAUGUGACAUCAACAAAACUUUACUUCCUCGAAUGUUAUUCUUGAUGAAGAUUGGCCUUUCAAAAAGAGAUGUUGCGCUCAUGGUUCACUGUUUUUCACCAUUACUAGGCUACAGCAUCGAAGAGGUUUUGAGACCCAAAUUAGAAUUCCUAGUGAACACCAUGGAAAAGCCAUUGAUGGAUGUGGUGGACUACCCAAGGUACUUCAGCUACUCGUUGGAGAAUAAGAUAAAGCCCAGAUAUUGGGAGCUUAAGUGUAGGAAUUUCGAGUGUAGCUUGAAAGAUAUGCUGGGUAAGAAUGAUGAGGAGUUUGAUGCUGACUUUAAGGGUGUUUGAAAGAUUGCUUGACUUCCCUCCCAAAUGAAUGGUUGUGUUGGACUCCAU
This is a messenger RNA of Ilex paraguariensis (yerba mate), 1839 nucleotides long. The record is from the annotation of a GenBank genome assembly. NCBI's taxonomy places the organism in Eukaryota, Viridiplantae, Streptophyta, Magnoliopsida, Aquifoliales, Aquifoliaceae.